AUGAAAAAAUUACCUAGUAGUUAUUUGGAGCCCAAAAUAUUUGAUAACAAAUACAUUAUCAAGUAAAAUUUGAGUUCUGGGUCUUUUGGAGUUGUUUAUCUGGCUAUUCAUAAAGUAACACGUGAGGAAGUGGCUGUUAAAUUGGAAAAAGGAGAAUAAGAAACUUUAGAUAGAGAAGUUUACUUGCUAACUAAGUUGUAAGGCAUUUAAGGUAUCACCAAACUUUACUGGUUUGGAAGCGAGCAAAACUAUAAUGUUAUGGUCAUCGAAAUCCUAGGUAAGGACUUAGGUUAUUAUGUUAAACAUUACAAACAAUUAUCAUUGAAAACUGGUUUACAACUAUUAGAAUAGCUCCUAACCAUUUUUAGUUUGGUGCACAACAAAGGAAUUGUUCAUAGAGAUCUGAAGCCUGAAAAUAUAAUGAUGGGCAAAACCAAUACAGCACAAGCAUAUUUAGUUGACUUUGGAGUUUCUAAAUAGAUUUUUGAUUCAGCAAAACAUAUGUACAUAACUAUUCAUUCAAAAUAGACCUUUUCGAGACAACAAGUCAUUCAUUGGAACAACUCGAUAUGCGUCAAUUGCAGCUCACAAAGGAUAUGAAAUUGGAAGAAAAGAUGACUUAGAAUCCCUUAUGUAUGUCAUCAUAUAUCUUAUUUUGGGGUAUAUACAUAGCUAUUUAAUUUCACUAGCAAACUACCUUGGCAAAAUCUGUAGAAUAUUGGAGAUAAAGACAGAACAAUUGUUGUUGGAGAAGUGAAGAUGCAAACAUCAAUCUAGUCACUCUGUAAAGAUUUGCCUUCACCUUUCUCAGAAUAUUUGAAGUAAAGUGAUCAUCUUAACUAGUUAUUUAAAAGGGCUAGAUUAUUAAGACUAGCCUGAUUAUGAAUUACUCAAGAAAAUUAUGAGACAAUGUUCAGACCCAAAUACGUAUGAUAAUUAAUUCGAAUGGACAGAUAAAAUACCAGAGAAACUUGGAGAAGUCAAAUAGUAAAGCUCAUUCUUAGCUGUCCCAAAUGGAUUAAAUGAUUAGAAUAGACAAAACACAAAAAAAUAAUCUUAUAUGGGUACUGAUUCCAUAUGAAUUUAGGUUCCCAAUCUUCCAAUAUUGUUAAAUACAUACCAUCUAAUUAAGAUGCUCUUCUAAUAAAAAGUCAACCUUAAAAAAUUAUAACCAGUCAACCUCAUAUUGAAGUGUUGAAACAACUAGACACCGUUGAUUUUGAUGAUAUCGAAGAAAACAUGUAAAAUUAUCCUACUCUAGAACAAAAGUUGCUGAGAUUGCAAGGAUUUGAUGCAAAAUUUAAGGAAGGUUGUGUAUCUCGUUCUGCAAUUCAUGUUUUUGAUCAUUGA
Messenger RNA from Paramecium octaurelia, 1350 nucleotides. NCBI's taxonomy places the organism in Eukaryota, Ciliophora, Oligohymenophorea, Peniculida, Parameciidae. The record is from the annotation of a GenBank genome assembly.